Messenger RNA from Chaetura pelagica (chimney swift), 2148 nucleotides. It is a transcript of the gene REDIC1, whose product is annotated as chromosome unknown open reading frame, human C12orf40. The coding region runs from base 1 to 2148 and encodes 715 amino acids. The transcript has 13 exons. The record is from RefSeq and is a predicted model, not a curated record. Lineage: Eukaryota; Metazoa; Chordata; Aves; Apodiformes; Apodidae.
AUGAAUUGGGUUGGCGGCAGUCGGAGCAGAAUCAUACUAAAGCGGGAAAGGAGAAAGCAAAAGGAAUUCUUUGAAAAGAAGAAACUUAAAUCAAAAAUGAAGCUUCUGGGAGUAUCAUCUCCUAAAAGUUCAGCAGUCAGUUUAGAUCUUCUCAAUCUGUAUGUUGUUAACCAGAUAUCAACCAAAAAAGACCACACUGAGAACAUCAGGAAACCAGUCCACAUUGAUAUCACUGAGGAUGUAAAAAUACCUCUUAAAAGGCACAACAUAGAGCUUCCCAUGUCACCACUAAGAACACAGCAUAUGCCAAACUUAGAUGACAUCCAGAACAGGUUACAACAGCAAGUAUUGGACAGCAGAAGGCAGCAUCUCUCAGAGAAAGUAAAAUACCAGCAUCAUUUGUCCCAAGUAACAGAAUUAAGGUAUGCUGAGUCUAGUAUGGAACAUGAAGACAACAUGGCAAGACAGUUUAAUGCCUGCCCGUUGUCCCCUUCUGUUUUUUGGUCCUCUAACUCUACACAGUUUUCUGAAGAAAAUUUCAACACAAACCCAAUGGGCAACACUUGGGAGCAGACCUAUGAAAAGAAGCUGCAAAACCAGCGAGGAAAUAGUUCUGAUCAAGACCCUUGGACCACAAAACCUCCAAGCCAAUAUAUGUUCAGGAAGUCUGACACUGUGCCUCAGGAACUGUUUAAACCAUUGCAUAGGCUAGACUAUAUGAAUUCUGCCAGGAAAAAUCCAGUGAUAAUGCCAAGUAAUGAAUCAGAAACCAGUGAAGGAAUAAAAGAACUGUUGUUUGAUGCUGUGAAAGAAAGUGCAGAACUGAAAGCUCCCCAAGAUGGAAGUGAUUGUUCCUUUCUGGCCGUGUUUGAAGACGAGAGCCAACCAAUCCAUAAUAUUCCUUCCACAAAGCAUUUGAAUCUUUUUGUUAACCAAAGCAAUAGGGCCAUUUUUUCCACUGAUCCUGAUGAUAGAAAUAAAAUGACCAACAGAAAUUAUUGUUAUGUUACCAGAGAGGCCUAUUGUGCAAUGAAUGCAAAGAACAGUUCUGAAGACAGACAUCUUGAAGGCAUUUUCACAGCUCCAGAACAGCUGUUGUUUAAAAGUAACAGUGUCUCAAGUGCAAGCUACAAGAAAAACAGUGGACUUCAUAAAACUCACCUGCAGGACUGUUAUGAGGGACAGCAGUGCUUCAUACCUUCUGAAACCGAAGAAAAACCUGCAAACCUUGAAAAAAUAGAGACAUAUGCUUAUCACUGUGAUCAGCAGAUCAACCUGAAUGAGAAUGUACAGAACUAUUCCAGAAAACAAAGUGAUGAUGAGUCUGUGAAAGAAUCAGCCUGGAGACAGAGACAGCUCUUUGGAUUCAAAGAGUUCACAACAGCACGAGAGAAGGAGUAUAAGUCUGGAACGAGUUCAAAUCUUCAACAGAUGCAGAAAGAUGUGGAGUCACCACCCAGCAGCCAGUCCCCCAGUUACUCUCCAAGGCAGACAGAGAGCUGUUUCAGCUCCAGUCCUGACACAUCUGAAGAGGAAGACACAGCCAAAAAGAAGGCCUAUCUGAAUGAACAGUCCUUGAAGAUAGAUGAUGACAACCUGGUCUCAGCCUCAGCAAGUGCAGAGCCCCCCAUGGUUUCUCACACCAGAACGGUACCUCUCCAGGCCAGCAAUAUUUUGUCUAGAGAAGAAGCAACUCACCUUCAGGAGAAAGGCUCUGUUUUGUGUACCAUGAAGGAGGAAAAUGAAAACCACAGUGCCCCAUCUGAAGGCAGCUCAUCUCGCCGACCCUGGAAAAGAGAGCCUGUCACUGGCAGUACCAGGUGUGAUUCGUGGUCGCAGACUGAGAGCUCUGUUACAGAAGCAGAGAAAGUGGAUGUUGCCACCCAGUGUGACAGCCUGCAGGUGUGCAGCUGUGGGAGCUCCCUCCCCUUUGCCCGCAGCCCGGAGGGGGCCCCUCCUCACGGCACAGCGAGCACCGCUGGGGGGCACAAAACACCAGCGCCUGAGGAGCUGCAGCCCGCGGGCACGGGCAGCACAGCAGGAGGACCUGCAUUUACUCCUGAAGCUGAAUAUAUGUGUUUACCUAGCAGAAAGACUCUAGAGGUGCUGAGCUACAUUGAUAUGAUGAAGGAGAGAGAUAAGCAGUGA